Messenger RNA from Paramuricea clavata, 846 nucleotides. The record is from the annotation of a GenBank genome assembly. NCBI's taxonomy places the organism in Eukaryota, Metazoa, Cnidaria, Anthozoa, Malacalcyonacea, Plexauridae.
AUGGACUCCAUUUGGACAGCCAUAAGUUUAAUGCAGCCAAAAUGUUUUAUGGCAUCAGUUGACUUAAAAGAUGCUUAUUACUCAGUGAGAGUAUCAUACCAACAUCAAAAAUACUUAAAAUUUGUAUGUAAGGGGACUCUUUACAAAUUCAGAUGCCUGCCUAAUGGGUUAGCAUCCUGCCCCAGAAAAUUCACAAAGUUACUAAAACCAGUGUAUUCAUCACUACGACAACAAGGUCAUGUGUUAUCCCCAUAUAUUGAUGACUCCAUCCUCAUUGGGGAUAAUUAUGAUGAAUGCGCAGAUAAUGUGAUAAAUACAAUAAGACUGCUUGAUAAUCUCGGGUUUGUACCACACCCGAAAAAGUCUGUUUUUAUACCCACACAAAUUCUAGUGUUUCUAGGGUUUUUAUUGAACUCAAUCACUAUGACAGUCUCCCUAACUCCCGAGAAGGCUAGAAAGUUAAAAGCUGCAGUCAACCACCUCCUACGUCAAAGGCCUUGUAUUCGUGAGGUGGCACAAGUUGUAGCACUCAUUACAUCUAGUUUUCCUGGGGUCAUGUAUGGGCCUUUGCAUUUCCGCCUUACUGAGCAUGAAAAAUCAGAAGCCCUCAAACUGAAUGCUGGGAAUUUUGAAGCACACAUGUGUUUGACAUCACUGGCUAGAAAUGAGCUUCAGUGGUGGGUUGACUCCAUAGAUGCAGCAGUUAAUGUAGUGUAUCGGCCUGAGCCAGAUAUUACAAUUCGAACAGAUGCAUCCAAACAAGGUUGGGGUUGUGCAGUAAAUGAUCUAGCAACUGGGGGGGCUUUGGACAGUGGAAGAGCAAGAAGACCAUAUAAAUUAUCUUGA